CUGCUGGUAACUUUUUACUGUAAAUUGAAUUUGAAGUUACUUUUCGAUUUCCGCACACCUUGAAACUGAGACCGCAGUUGCUAGGAUGAGUUUCAUCUGUGUGUUUUUGGGCAUCCACAUGUCAGGUGAAAUUCAGGUUGCAUUUGAACCGUAUAAAGCUUAUGUAGCUGUUCUUCUGCUAGAUUUUGUCGGCUCAAGAGAGUCAACCAUUCAUUGUAGCUGCAAAGAGGUCAUUCUGCCAAUGCCCCGUCAGAGCAGCCGAACUUCAAGCAGCGCACCUCAGCGUGCCGCCCCAGCGCCAUCACAUGGCAGAGCAGCACCAGCUCCGGCUGCAGCUCCAGCCCAACAAGCUCCUCCACCAGCUGCAGCACCAGCCGCAGCACCGCCGGCAGUUGCUCCUUCUUCCGGUGGUAUGUUCUCUGGGCUGAUGGGUUCUAUGAUGUCCGGCGUGGCUACCGGAACCGGUAUGGCGGUUGCCAAUCGCGCUGUGGAUGCUGUCAUGGGCCCGCGCCAGACUGAGGUUGUUCACCGCCAUGAGGGUGCUCCAGCCCCUGCUGCUUCGAGCCAGCCUGCUUGCCAAUUUCAGCAAGACCAGCUGACCCAAUGCAUGAAGUCUUCCAGCGAUGCUUCCUCAUGCCAGUCAUUCAUGGAUGCGCUGAAGGCUUGCCAGCAGGGCCAGUGAGCCAGCGGCUGACAAAAGACUUUACAUUGCACAGGCUGAUGUUGCAGAGAAAAGCGGGCACUAGCUGCUAAGUACUGGUCUCAUUUGGAAUUAAAUAUGUUUCUUGCAACCGCUACUUCCCAUGAUAUCAAACAAGUUAAUCUUUCCCUUCCAG
This is a messenger RNA of Durusdinium trenchii, 836 nucleotides long. The record is from the annotation of a GenBank genome assembly. NCBI's taxonomy places the organism in Eukaryota, Dinophyceae, Suessiales, Symbiodiniaceae.